Rhipicephalus sanguineus (brown dog tick) is the source of this 2843-nucleotide messenger RNA. RefSeq lists its product as uncharacterized. Lineage: Eukaryota; Metazoa; Arthropoda; Arachnida; Ixodida; Ixodidae. The record is from RefSeq and is a predicted model, not a curated record. The transcript has 8 exons. Bases 80 to 1177 code for a protein of 365 amino acids.
GCCGAGAUAGAUAAGAGGUCGUUUCCAUUCGAAGACAAGAUCAUCCAAGACUAGCCAAAAUUCGAGCGCUUCAUAUGUCAUGGCAGACGACGCUCGAGAUGGGAAGUCCGCCUCCAACUCAUUGUCCAGCGUGUUUGCGGAAAUAUCCCAGCUGCGUACGCGCGAAGCCACAGACAUCACACCGUCCGGCUUUGUUGUUGUUACGAGUGCCAGCUUUUGGAUGGACAUCUUCAUCCGGCACUUUUUGUGUGCCGAAGGCUCGGACCAGCACGACGAUCUCGUGUUCUUUGUGAAGAAGACGGCAUGCAAGGCGUCUCGACGCUACGUUCCACGCCUGGAGACAACCGUGCAGGUGUUCCGUCGCAAUUCCAAGAAGCUUCCCAUAGCGGACUUGGAUCUGCAUUGGGAAGAGACGGUCUACCUGAACCUCAUAGUGCAGCAGCUCGAGUACACGCUCACGGCGGCUGCAUGUCUACGCACGGGGAACCAGCAUCUGCAGGUGCUGCGGCGACGCUCACAGCGCGUGUAUGCGUCGCCCACACGGCACAGCAUGGAGGACAAAGGGGACACUGAAGAAGUGGCUUACCCAGACAUCUUCUUUGCUGUCGACAACUACGAGGAGGCCUUCCAGGGUCUGAACCUGCGGCCAGGCGAGUUGCUGUGCGUGGAGCUCUGUGCCCGUUGCCGUGACAGCCCCCAGUCCGCGUUGCUGUUUCUGGGGUGCGUGGCACAUGAGCCAUUGGCCCGGACCCUGGCCCGUGCCGAUGCUUCAUCGUCUACGACACCGCGGGGACGAUGUCACUUCGUAUCCCUGAGGGGACCCCAGGGCAGGGGCCAGGCACAGGUGGCACUCAGGAGGGCGACGGCCGUACCCUCACAGGAGUGGCCCUGCAGUCCAUGGCGCCGAAGUUCAGAGCCCGGCCUGGUGCCGCCGCCAAACCCGGGACCACUGCAUCGGUGUCGAUCGGAACGGCAGGGCAUCGACCAGUGUGGAACCGGGGAAGAGCUCGAAGCCGACGACCUCAGAGAUGCUCUUUGCGGAGAGGACUGUGUGCCGGUCGGUGGUAACAGGAACGAGGGCCUCUUGGACACCAUGCUGACGUACGUGGCGUUACCAUGGCACCACAUUGUGGCCGAUCUUCUGGACAUCCGACGCGAGCCCCUGCUUACCUUCUAGCCUCUGCUCGUCGGGCAGGCGUUGAAGACUAGUCGACCGUGUUUUCCUAGUCCGACACUGCGACCGCAUCUUCGUCGCAUCCUCCGGAUCAAAUGCAGCCGGCUGGGAGCCAUCAAAGCACGAGGGCACAAAGCGCGGCGAGUCUAGAGAGACGGAAACUACGCAUUCUUCAAUCUCAUGCGCCACGACGUGUUGCAGACAUUGCAUUUUGAGGCCUUUCAGUAGGCACGAAAGCAGGCAUAGUUGAUUGGUUAAAAAUCCACGUCACGCCAAAUUCAGUUGUUUGAAAAUGAUGGUGAGCGCAUUAUGUUUUCUGUGCUGCUCGAAUGGUCUGCUGGCAGCCCAGGAGUUUGCUGUGCUUUUACGGUUGUGAGCACUGGCUGAGAAAACAUUCCUCAAAGACUGCAGUCGAGUCAGUGUUGUUAGCCACCGGAGAUUGUUCAACGAGCCUAUUAGGUGAGAAGUAGGAUCACGAGAUAAGGUACUUGGCAUUGUAGUACAUUAAUGAUACUCGGGUACACAGUGGCAGAAAGCUAAGAAUUUAGGCUCUGUUCCUUGAGAGCUGUGCUCCCGAGGAUUACUGAAAGUUCAGAAAAAUCUUGUGACGCACGUUUCUGCUGUAAAAUUGGCAUUGUCAAUCAUUCUAAUUUAAAUAUUUAUGCUGCUGCAAUCAUGACCAUGUGUUAUUUCUUGUGAGCUUGAUGUUACUCGUUCAACUAGUGCAUGGGAUCAUAAUGAAGUGAAACGAGCUAGCCUCUUUAGUUUCACCUAUGAACAAAUCCUAUGACACAUUCGAGCGAUUGUUUCUUAGCAGUGCUGCGAAGUUUCAGAGUUUAUAAGUAAUCCAUAUCUUCAAAAUAAGCACACUAAUAUAUAGCAGUGUUAAUGAAGUCAGAAUAACGCUACUUGGGUCUGUAACACUACUAUUGUCUGUAAUGUCUGUAAUGCUGUAAUACAGCAAAUCAGAGCACUGUGACAACACUCUCGAAAGACUCGUUGAAUCUGUAUUAUUAGUUUGCUAAACGAGGUGAUCGUACUAUACUGCACGCUGUACACGACAAAAUGAAGCACCACUAGCUUCUGCAAAAGUUCUGGUGCACUCGCACGCCACGGCACAAACUGACGGGUAUCUUUUGCAUGCAUUUAACAGAAUGCAGCUAGCAUGGAGAUGUUUUAGCAGCAGGUGCGUCAAGCUUUGAAUUUAUGGGAAAAUUAUUUGCUGCAGUUAGUGCGUGCACCACAACUGCAGCGAUGAACCCCUUCAUCUUGAAAAAUGACUAAUAUAUUUGCAUUAUGAUUACAUAUGUAUUAUUUUCGACAUGGUGCAUGUCCUUUUUCUCUCUUUAAUUUUUGGUCUCUGCGGUAUAUAGAUUGAUAGUCUUGCCAUGACUUGCCAUGAUGAUCUGCCAUGAUCUUGCCAUGGCUUGCCAUGAUGUCACAACAACACGCACCUCACUGUGGUGUUACUGAAAGUAAAAAAAGAUUUGUUUGGUUUUCAUGCUGCAAGCCAUGCACAAAUAAUAAUGCAGCUGCAUGGAAGCACAGCACUGGUUGGGCAGCACUACAGAAAUCCUGGGCAGCGAAAGUAUGUUGUCCCUGACAUGAUUCCGUCCGUUUACAAAAUGCUCACUGCAUAACUUAUAAGCAAUGCUACUGUAAUGCAAAC